AUGAACAACGAGGGAUAUAAUUAUAAGGAAGAGGAGAGGUUCAAUCCUCUAAUAGAAGGAGGGGAACAACAACAAUAUCCACCCGCUCCUCCAUUAGGGAAUGCGAACCGACAAACGCAACAACACCGCCCAAGGGAUGAUCGACCCCAAGUGCACCAACAAGUGCACAAUCAACAAAGGCAAACUUUGGGCGAGUUUUUCUUGCCGGAUGUGGAUAAUGCUACUUUCGGAUGCUUCGCAAUGCCGGAUCCUAAUGAGCACAUCGCCAAGUUUUUGGGUGUUCUUAACACGUUCAAGCUUCAUGGGAUAACGGCAGACCAAAUUAAGCUUCGGAUGUUCCCCUUCUCCUUGAGGGAAAAAGCUAGCAUAUGGCUACAUUCUCUAUCAAAUGAGUCUAUUCACAAUUGGAGGGAGUUAGCUCAAGCCUUCCUCAACAAGUACUUUCCCCAUGGCAAGACUACAAAGUUAACCAAAGACAUACUCGAGUUUGUCCAAUUCGAAGGGGAGUCACUUCAUGAAGCAUGGGAACGCUUCAAGGAUCUACAAAGAAGUGUUCCUCAUCAUCGGCUUAAUAGAGAGCACGUCAUUCAAAUAUUCUACGAUGGGACAAAUGUUACUACUAGGGAAACUAUUGAUGCGUCAUCGGGAGGAUCCUUAAUGCAAAAGACUUAUGAAGAAGCUCUUGACCUGGUUGAGAAAUUGGCCAUAGUUAGUAGUACAUGGGGUCCUAUAGAUAGAAGAGCACCGCCCAGUCAAAAGUCACUCAUGACUCUUGAUCAAGUGAGGGAGAUGGAGGCCAUAAAAGAAACAAAUGUUUCGCUCCAAGCUCAAGUGGAUGCUCUCAAGAAACAAGUCGCUCCUAUGCAAAGAAAUGCUCUGGUGGCUUAUGUUCAAGUCGGUUGUGAAUUUUAUGGUGAUUUUAACCAUUCGGGAGGAGAGUGCCUAAUUACGGGGCAAGCCUUGAGUGAGCAAGUGAACUAUGUUGGGGGACAAAGGCAAGCUAAUGAUCCUUAUUCCGUCACCUACAACCCCGGACGGAGGAAUCAUCCAAAUUUCGGGUGGAGAAAUCAAGAAGGGCAAGGAAAUGCUCAAUGGUCUAAUCAAGCGGGUCCAAGCUUCCAAAGAAACAAUAGGCCUCCACAACAAAAAGGUCACUAUCAAGGAAACCCAAACCAUGGGAACAAUUAUGGUGCUUUCCAAAGUAGACCGCAAGAGGGAUUGCCCUCUACUAUAGAGAACAACCCAAGGGAGCACCUUAAAGCGAUAGAGCUUCGGAGUGGGAGGAACUUAGAAAAAGCCAAUGGCAAGAAACAUGUUGUAGAGGAGGAUGAACCUCAAGUGGUUGUUGACAUAACAAGCUUAAGUCAAGAGUUACCAAAAGAAUGUGAGGAAGAGGUUAUCAAGGUUGAAGAGCGUUAUGUGAGGCCGCCACCGUUUUUCUUGAAGGACAUCAUUACCAACAAACGAAGUUGGGAUAGUGGCACAACGGCUCCCAUUGCAGAAGUGUGUAGCUCAAUCAUUUUGAAUGAUCUACUGGCUAAGUUGAAGGACCCAGGGAGUUUUUCUAUACCUUGCACUAUAGGCAAUAUGAGUUCUAUAAAUUGCUUAUGUGAUCUUGUUGCUAGUAUUAAUCUUAUGCCUCUAACUCUUUUCAGGGCGUUAUGUGGAGAUCAAACCGUGAAGAGCACCUCGAUGGUACUCCAACUAGCGGAUCAUUCAUUGAAGAGGCCUUAUGGGAUUGUUGAGGAUGUUCUUGUGAAAGUUGAUAAGUUUAUAUUUCCGGUUGACUUUGUUAUUUUGGACUAUGCGGUGGAUAAGGAAUGCCCAAUUAUCUUAGGGCGGUCCUUUAUGAAUACCUGGAGAGCUUUGAUUGAUGUCCAUGGUGGGAAAUUGACUUUGAGAAUUGAUGAAGAAAUGGUUGAGUUUAUCAUGAAGAAAGUCAUGAGGAGUACCAUCGAGGAGGAAGAAUGUAUGCGGAUGGAUUUGGUUGAUGAAGUGGUUGAGGAGCAACUAAGAUUGAACUUUGACAGGCUUAAUGAUGGCUUGGAAGGGAAUUUGGGGCAGAAAAAUCCUGUUUCGGACGAACCACCUGCUGUUUCGGAAGAAACAGCCACUGCAACACUUGGGACUGCUUUUCCUCAACUUUCGAAGGUUACUUUCUACUCUGAUGAUCAUAAUGAUGAAUAUUCAGAAAAGGAUGAGCCAAAACCAGAGAAUUUUAUUAAAAAUGAGGGAAUCACUCCUCCUUCCUCUGUUGUGCCACCAAUCGUGGAAAUGAAACCAUUGCCACCACAUCUUCGGUAUGCCUUUGUUGGGGAAAACAAAACUCUCUCGAUCAUCAUUUCCGCUAAGUCAUCGGAAGUUCAAGAGAAGCGAGUGGUUCAAGUGGUAAAGAGUCAUGUGUUAGCCAUGGGAUGGCAAAUUUCCGACAUUUGA
Molecule: messenger RNA, 2436 nt
Organism: Mercurialis annua (annual mercury)
Lineage: Eukaryota; Viridiplantae; Streptophyta; Magnoliopsida; Malpighiales; Euphorbiaceae
Exons: 5
Coding region: 1-2436 (811 amino acids)
Source: RefSeq, a predicted model, not a curated record